ACACUCCACCAGUCCAACAUAUAUAAAAAGCUAUAAAUCUAGCUUAUCUUGUUCAAAUUCAUACACUUGUCAAUUCUCAUAGCUAGCAACACUUUCAUCAUCAAUCAUUGAUAAAAACAAUAAUAGCUUAGCUUAAAAAUGGGUGCCGAACCACAAAGGCUACAUGUAGUGUUCUUCCCUCUUAUGGCUGCCGGUCAUAUGAUCCCAACCUUAGACAUCGCCAAGCUGUUUGCAGCCCACCAUGUUAAGACCACCAUUGUCACAACCCCUCUUAACGCACCAACCUUCACCAAAGCACUUAACACCACUACGACUACGACAAUCGAUGUUGAAGUCAUCCCGUUUCCUAAUUCCAACGAAGCUGACGGAAUUCCGGAAGGAAUCGAAAACUUCGACCAGUUUACUUCCAAUGAAAUGGCAGUCAAAUUCCUAAAGGCUACCACGUUGCUACAACAAUCACUCGAACAAAUCUUGGAGAAACACAAACCUGAUUGCCUCGUUGCCGAUAUGCUCUUACCUUUUGCUACCGACGUUGCGGCUAAGUUCAACAUUCCGAGGUUAGUAUUCCAUGGAACUAACUAUUUCUCACAAUGUGUUACACAUUCCAUGAUCAAAUACGAGCCGUUUAAAACCGUCUCGUCCGAUGAUGAAGAGUUUCUCAUCCCUUACCUUCCUCAUGAAGUAAAGCUUAUGAAGUCUCAACUACCAGAUAUGAUGAGGGGGGAUUUAGAUAUGGAUAUGGAUAUUGUUAAUAGUGAAUGGAUGGAAAUAUUUGUUCGAGCUAUGGAGGCCGAGGCGAAGAGCUAUGGAGUUAUUGUCAAUAGCUUUCACGAGCUAGAGCCUGAAUAUGCUGAUUAUUAUAGAAACGUUAUUGGUAGGAGGGCAUGGAGUAUUGGUCCGGUUUCAUUAUGUAACCGCGAAAAUGAAGCUAAGUUCCAACGAGGGAAGGAUUCUUGUAUUGAUGAGCAUGAAUGCUUGAAUUGGCUUAACUCAAAAAAGCCUAACUCUGUUGUUUAUAUCUGCUUUGGUAGUUUAGCUCAAGUCUCGAACUCACAAGUUGAAGAAAUCGCGAUGGGUCUAGAAGCGUCUGAGCAAGACUUCAUAUGGGUGUUAAGAGGAAGUAAUACUAAAAACAUUGAAGAAUUUGAGAAGAGGGUGGAAGGAAAAGGGCUAAUAAUAAGGGGAUGGGCACCUCAAGUGCUGAUAUUGGACCACGAAGCGAUAGGUACAUUCGUGACUCAUUGUGGGUGGAACUCAACUCUAGAAGGCUUAUCGUGUGGGGUUCCUAUGGUCACUUGGCCGGUAUUUGCCGAGCAAUUUUAUAAUGAGAAGUUGGUGACUCAAGUUUUGGAGACUGGAGUGGGUGUUGGAGCUAAGGAAUGGAAUAGAAUGGUAGAGGGUAUCAAAUGGGAAGAUAUUAGAGAUGCUAUAAGAAAACUUAUGGUGGGUGAAGAAGCUUUGGAGUUAAGAAGUAAGGCAAAGAAAAUGAAAGAAUUAGCAAGGAUGGCUGUUGAAGUUGGUGGUUCAUCUUAUUGUGAUUUGAGUUCCUUAAUACAAGAAUUGAGCUCUUAUAAUAAUGCUACUACUUAUGCUAGGGAUUAAUUAAUUAGAUGAUGGGUUAUAUUGUUUAGAAGCAUUAAUAUGCCUUUAAAAGGUCAAUUACUCGGUCACUUGUAAUCUCUUUGUCAAGUACGUCCGCCACUCUUUUUUAGUUGAAUUAAUAUUUGGAGUUUCACGCUUACUAAA
This is a messenger RNA of Spinacia oleracea (spinach), 1746 nucleotides long. Its product is annotated as scopoletin glucosyltransferase-like. Lineage: Eukaryota; Viridiplantae; Streptophyta; Magnoliopsida; Caryophyllales; Amaranthaceae. The coding region runs from base 139 to 1602 and encodes 487 amino acids. The record is from RefSeq and is a predicted model, not a curated record. Gene Ontology annotation, molecular function: UDP-glucosyltransferase activity. The transcript has a single exon.